GCUCUCGAGCCCGAUCACCCUAUCAUAUACGUCAACACCGUCUUCGAGAUGGUCACCGGCUACCGUGCCGAGGAUGUCCUAGGUCACAACUGCAAUGUCUAUCAACAGCGAAACGACGCCGCCACCUGUGAUAGGAAAAAUCGGCCCUUACACCGUUUUCAUGACGCCGCCUUCUACUCCGAAGCCCGCCGUCGCCGACCCCGUCGUUCUUCAUUCUCCGAACAAGAUCGCUCCUCCGCCGCCGCAGAUUCAGAAGCCCGUUCUUCCUGAGAAACCCGUCUCCGAUGGGUCCCUUUUGGGGUUUUUCAGAAAUGCUGUUACCAAAGUGCAAACUGCCCACUCAAGUUUGGAUGAUCAUUUGGCACGUUGGUUUGGGUUGAAUCAGUCAAAGUAUCAAUGGGCUCUCGAUGAUUAUUACGAGAGCAAGGGAAUGGAAAAAGGAGACAUUAAAGUCAAAGAAAUAUCAAACAAAGUACAGAGUGUUUGACUUGCCUUGGGCUGGAUUAAUCAAAAGUGAGGUGUGAAGACUCUUGCUUUGAAUAUAUUUAUACCUUUGUAUUUACAUGUGGAGUAGAACAACUGAGUCUGAUAUGUGAAAGAGUUCUUUGACCUACAUCCAUUGAUCUGAUUCAAUGGUUAUUUUUCAACUCCUGCUGUUGAGUCCGAUUAUUUGACAGUUUGUUCAUGUGAUCCUAUUAUUAUCAAGUUGUUCUCUUGGGCAAAUGUUUUGUUCUUG
Molecule: messenger RNA, 736 nt
Organism: Gastrolobium bilobum
Lineage: Eukaryota; Viridiplantae; Streptophyta; Magnoliopsida; Fabales; Fabaceae
Exons: 5
Coding region: 95-487 (130 amino acids)
Source: RefSeq, a predicted model, not a curated record